This is a messenger RNA of Symbiodinium sp. CCMP2456, 1430 nucleotides long. NCBI's taxonomy places the organism in Eukaryota, Dinophyceae, Suessiales, Symbiodiniaceae. The record is from the annotation of a GenBank genome assembly.
GCGAGGACAGCAUCACCGAUGGAGCUGAACUUAGCCCCGUGGCGACUGGGCGAACGGGAGCAACUUCGGAAUAUGGCUACUCGAUACAGGCACUGCGUGAUUCUUGUGCACAGAAUGAUACCCGUUGGCGUCAGUUCAAUGAUGCCGUGCGUACGACCAUUAGCCACAUGUCGCCAGGCUUCACUGUUGGUCAACUGAAUGAUGUGAUUCUGCCUUUGUGCGGCCAGUUUUUCCCGAAUCGGGCGAAGCCGGCCCCGCAGCCGGUGUUCAGCUCUGUGCCAGUGCAGCAAGCUCUCGGUGCUAUGAAGCACAGUCUUGAUAGGCUUCGUCAGCAUCGGUCUGAGGUAGGCGGCCGUCGGUCGCUGCGUGUUUGGCAAAGCUGGAAGGAUUAUCGUGCGUCAUGCAAACACUUACGCAAAGCUAGUCUGCAAGCACGCAAACAGCGCAUCUACGACCUUAUCGAUCAGGCCGCACAAGCCUGCACCAGAGACCAGAUGAGCGAAGUUUAUCGGGUCAUGCAUAAGCUUGCGCCGCGCCAGCGCAGGGAGCGCGUCAGUGUCCGCUCCCAGGACGGACACUUCCUUGACGACAAGGCACAGUUCGAGUCUAUUCUACAGUACUUUAAAGGCGCCUUUGAUAGUCCAGAGACCUUCCAGUCCCCGGUGGUAUCCACUAUUCUUGAACUCUCCACGGACGAACUCGCUACGGCCAUUGCUCAGUUUAAGACCACGCUCCUCAAAUCCCUGCAGCAUGCAGGAGUCUCCCCAGAAUUGCAAUACAUUCUGCUUGAACUACACCAGCAGUGCCAAUAUGAGCUUACGCACCUCAAACGACGGGGCACCUUCCGCCUGGGCCGUGGCGUCAGACAGGGCUGUGCAGUUUCUCCGCUGCUCUACAGUCUCUUCACUGUUUGGCUACUGGCAGAGCUGGGUAACACUACAGAUGUCUCGUGGGCCCAACGGCAGGUCACGUGCUUUGCCGAUGACAGUCAUCUAGCAUGGAGGGUGGAGAAACUUAGCGACCUUGACUUCGUUUGCCGGUCACUUCGAGCUGUGUUUCGCCUGUUGCGGGCCAGUGGGAUGACCAUCAACUCAGACAAAUCGUCUUUGGUACUCGGCCUUCGGGGCAAUUCGGCUAGGCGCACGUGCUUGUAUCAGGCAUGUGUACGCAGCACGCUUCUCUACGGGCUGCAUGCUGUUGGUGUCAGCGGUGUCAUGAUUGAUCAAUUAGAGGCCACUGAUGCUAAAUAUCUCAGGGGCAUUGCGCGCAGCCCAGCACAUCUCACGCACGAAACCACUGUUGCCUUGAGGAGGCGCCUCCGCAUAUGCAGUCCGACGGAGGCACUGUGUCAACUGCUGAAACGCAGAAUAUUGCGCAGCCAGCAGGAGGCGGCAGUCUGUGAUAUGCGUCGCACGCUUUUGCUCAUCGAG